AUGUCUACAAUAACUACCUCGUCUACAUUGAGACGAUCUGCUCGACAGUCAACAAACUCUACAAAUAAUACUACAUCCAAUACUGAUACAAAACUCGCUUCAAAUCAAUCAUCGGUCUCGGUAUUGCCUUCUUCUGAAUCCAAUUCUGAUAACUGUCAAAAUAAUGAUAUCAUUCCCAAAAAAAAUCGAAACAUAAAUUCGAAAGUAACGAUUCAAAGUUUACCAAGUUCUGAUUCAAAUGAUCAUAGCGACAUGGACUCUGUCGUAGCAUCUUCAUCGAAUGUUACUCGUAAACGAAAAGAAGUACCACAACAAAAAAACGUAAAGAAGCGUAAGAUCGACGAAAGUUUUACGAAUAAUCCAACAAGAAUUGCACCGACUACUUAUGAAUCGGAUACAGAUGAUGAUCAAUCUAUUCAAUUAGGAUCUUUUAAAGUGUCUUCAGUUUGGCAAUAUGCAACACGAAAUUAUAAGAAAUUUGCACAAUGUACUUUAUGCGACAAACGCAUCUCAACAAGUAAUUGGUCUACAACAUAUCUUCGUCAACAUCUAAUUAAAAAACACAAUAAGACAGAUUUAAUUAUACCAGAUGCACAAAAAAAUAAUAAAUCAUGCAAAGUUGCAAAAAACGUACGAGAUAAAUUACACCAAUUGGCUGUCGAAGCUAUUAUACGUGAUGGUCUUCCUUUCAAUGCAUUUAAAAAGCCAGGUCUUUCAAAAUUAAUUGAAGAGGCGACGCCAGGUUAUCGACCUCCUCACCGAAACCAUAUUACUCGACAUAUUAAACGACUUGAACGUGAUCAUCGUUCGAAACUAUUUGAACAAUUAAAAAGUGUUGAUCACAUUUCUAUAACAACUGAUUUUUGGAGUAAUCGAAGCAAUCGCUGCUUCCUUGUAAUAACUGGCCAUUAUUAUAAACCUGAUUUUGAAUUAAAAUCUCAAGUUCUUGACUUUUCAUCAUUUGAUCAACGUCAUACUUCUAGUGAAAUAGCCAAAAUAAUUACAUGUAAAUUAAGAAAAUUAAAUAUUUUGCAUAAAAUUAGUCGUAUUGUAUGCGAUGGUGCUCCAAAUUUAGCAAAGGCAAUUGAUGAAAUGAAUAUUAGUGCAAAGCGUAUAUGGUGCAUUGCACAUAGGCUCCAUCUUGUUCUAACCAACGGCUUAGCUCUUUGGCCUAAGAAGUCAAACAAUGCUGGUAACUCAGGUGAUGAUGAAGAACCUGAAUAUAGUAAUAUGGAUGCCGAUAAUGAUACUAUGCUGAACAUGAACGAAGAUACUUUACAAGAUCAACCAGAAAGUGAAGAUGAAGCUAUUGAUCAACAAGAAAGUGAAGAUGAAGAAAGAAUGAAUGACAAUGAAGAGGAAGGAGAGAAAGAAGGUGAUGACACUAAUUCGAUAAUGGUCGAAGACGAGUUUGUUUGUACAAACGAUAAUGAUAAAUUGACUGAUAACUGGGAAGAAAAUGUUGAAACUGAUUCUUCUGAUCCUUCCUUAUUACUUCAUCAAAAAACAAUUUUAUCAUUGAUGAAAAAAUGCCGUACGUUAUUGACAAUGAUAAAGAAAUCUACUACUUUAACAAUGUAUACGGUUCGUGAACGUAAUAAGUCUAAACUCAACCGUAGUGCCAUUCCAGAUGUGUGUUCACGUUGGAACUCUACAUUUGCAAUGAUUGACUCAUUAAUUGCAUUACGUACCAUUUUUGAAAAAUUAUUCAAUGAUAAACACAAUUUAAAUAUUAAACCCCAACAAAUUGAAAAAUUGAACCAACUUGAAAUUUCUAGUACAGAUUGGAAUCAUUUCAGUCAAUUACAUGGUGUAUUACAAAUUUUUUCUCAAUCUACAGAACUAUUAUCUGGUAAAGCUUAUCCAACAAUUGGACUUGCCUACUUCUUUAUAUCAAGAUUAAAAAUGUUUUUAAUGAAAGAUAAGGAUGACAAUGCAUUUGUCAAGAAACUGAAACAAUUAAUAUUAUCCAAAAUGAUAUUUUAUUUUGAUCAAGAUGUUGAUCAAUUAGAUCUGCUAAAAUUUCACAGUUAUUUGGAUCCAGAUGGUUUUCGUACAUUGCCUGAUGCAGAAAAACGAGCUAUAGAACUCGAAAUAAAACAAAUGUUUGCUGACAAUUUAUUACAUAUGGAUCAUUCACCAUCAACAUUAUCUUCUCAACAUUCUUCAAAAUUUUCAAACACAGCUACAACUACGACAAUAACUUCACAUACGGCGAAUAAAUUAUUAACAUCGAAAUCUAAUAAUAACCGUAAACCUACAGCUAUGGAAUCAUUUCUUGAUGCCGUUGGUGACGACACAGUUCUUACAAGUAAUUCCAGUCAGCGCUCAACAAUAGCCGAAGAACUAUACAACUACCGAUUAUUAGUUACCAAGUUCAAUUUUAAACGUGAACCGUCAGCAUCAUCUUCUUCGAACUUCUGGAAGAGUUAUUCGAUGAAUUUUCCUUAUCUUUGUCCAUUGGCGAAACAAUUACUGUGUACACCAGCUACAAGCGUACCUUCAGAGUCAGCCUUCUCCAUGUCAUCAUAUCUUGGUCGGAAAGAACGAGCAAGAUUGUCUGGAGAGAACCUCGCUGCAUCUAUUUUUCUAAAAGUAAGUUCUAAAACUUCAUUAUGCGUUGCGUGA
Messenger RNA from Rotaria socialis, 2628 nucleotides. The record is from the annotation of a GenBank genome assembly. NCBI's taxonomy places the organism in Eukaryota, Metazoa, Rotifera, Eurotatoria, Philodinida, Philodinidae.